Molecule: messenger RNA, 552 nt
Organism: Lottia gigantea (owl limpet)
Lineage: Eukaryota; Metazoa; Mollusca; Gastropoda; Lottiidae
Exons: 4
Coding region: 1-552 (183 amino acids)
Biological process (GO): nuclear-transcribed mRNA catabolic process, 3'-5' exonucleolytic nonsense-mediated decay
Cellular component (GO): Ski complex
Molecular function (GO): nucleic acid binding; ATP binding; RNA helicase activity
Source: RefSeq, a predicted model, not a curated record
AUGAUUCUUGUAUUUCAGUGGCCAUUUGAACCAGAUAUCUUUCAAAAACAGGCUAUUUUACAUUUAGAGAAUAAAGACAGUGUAUUUGUUGCUGCUCAUACGUCAGCAGGGAAAACAGUCAUAGCUGAAUAUGCCAUAGCUCUUUCAUUAAAACAUAUGACUAAGACAAUCUAUACAUCACCAAUAAAAGCUUUAUCUAACCAAAAAUUUCGAGAUUUUAAACAGACAUUUACUGAUGUUGGUUUAGUAACUGGUGAUGUUCAGUUAAAUCAAACAGCUUCAUGUCUUAUUAUGACUACAGAAAUUCUCAGAUCUAUGUUAUAUAAUGGUAGUGAUAUUAUAAGAGAUUUGGAAUGGGUUGUUUUUGACGAAGUACAUUACAUAAAUGAUUCUGAGGUAUCAUCACAUUUUUAUUUUAUCUCAUUCAAAAAUGAAAUUGAGAGAGGUGUUGUAUGGGAAGAGGUACUAAUUAUGUUACCACAACAUUGUAAUGUUAUAUUAUUGAGUGCUACGGUACCAAAUACUAUGGAAUUUGCUAACUGGGUAGGGUAA